Messenger RNA from Arachis stenosperma, 813 nucleotides. RefSeq lists its product as uncharacterized. Bases 1 to 813 code for a protein of 270 amino acids. The transcript has a single exon. The record is from RefSeq and is a predicted model, not a curated record. Lineage: Eukaryota; Viridiplantae; Streptophyta; Magnoliopsida; Fabales; Fabaceae.
AUGGACGACAUCAUCUUGGCAAGCUCCUCCAAGAAAAUGAUGUGCAAGGUACAAUAUUUAUUAGAAUCUAUGUUUAAACUCAAGGUUUUAGGUGAUUUAAAAUACUUUCUGGGACUGCAACUUGCAAGAUCAUCUAAAGGCAUUGUCCUUAGCCAAAGAAAGUACACCUUGAGCAUAUUGGAAGACACCAACUUUGUUGAUGCUAAGCCGAUUUCUUUACCUAUGGAGACAAAUCUGAGGAUGAGUGCCUCUGAUGGGGAUCCAUUGCAUGAUCCUUCCACUUAUAGGCGUAUAAUUGGGAGGCUAAUAUACCUUACAAUAUCACGCCCUAACAUCACAUAUGCUGUCUCCACAUUAAGUCAAUUUCUAUCCAAACCAACCUUCACUCAUCUUACUGCUCUCCACCACUUAUUGAGGUACUUAAAAGGGAGUGUAGGACAAGGUCUUCUCUUUUCUGCCAAGUCAGAACUGCGACUUAUAGCAUACGCUGAUGCUGAUAAUUGGGCAGGUUGCCCGGACACUAGAAGAAGUGUCACCAGUUACUGCGUUUUCAUUAGUGAUUCCCUUAUCUCUUGUAGAUCAAAGAAGCAACACACUGUCUCAAGGUCUUUCAUUGAAUCUAAAUACUGGGCUAUGGUAGCAGUGGUAGCUGAAUUAACCUGGUUAAGAGACCUUCUCUUUGACUUUCAAGCUGACAUUCUAUCUUCUAUGCUCUUUUUUUACUCACAAUCAACCAUCCACAUUACAACGAAUCCCAUAUUUCAUGAAAGAAUAAAGCAUAUCGAGAUCGAUUGUCACUUUGUUCGAGAGUGA